AUGUCGGACGGCGAGCAGGACGAGGAGUUCACGAUGGAGCUCCCGCUCAUCUGGCAGUUCGUGCAUCCCGAGUACGCCCGUCGCGGCAGCAGCGAAGGCGGUCAUCGCGACAUCAGCGAGUCGGAAGAGGAGGAGGAAGACGACGAGGUGAUGCGCAAGAAGAAGGCGCCGAAGCUAGGAAAGCUGCUGCGCUUCCUCAAUGACGUCGAGGACGACGAGGAGCUGGAGCGCAUGCUCGCGGAGCGGGACCCUGUGACGCAGCAGACGCUUCUCCAGUGGGCCGCGCGGCAGCGGCACUUCAUGCUCACAGAGUACUUGGUGANGGAGCGGGACCCUGUGACGCAGCAGACGCUUCUCCAGUGGGCCGCGCGGCAGCGGCACUUCAUGCUCACAGAGUACUUGGUGAAGCGGGCGAAGCGCAUGGCAUUCGGCUUCCCGAUCGAGUCCACGGAGAUGAUGGUGUAUGGGAAGUGGGAGGAGAUGCGGCCUGAGCUUCCGACGCCGGCGGAGGUGCAGGCGCGGCAGCAACGGCGCGACGCGAAGCGCAGCGCAAACCUCGCGGCGCAGCAGGACGCCGAGAACACCCGUGACGAGGAGGAGGAGGAGGAAGAGGAGGAGAACGAGGACGACGAUGAGGAGGAGGAGAAUGAGCCGCUGCCAGAGGAGCUGGUGUACGAGGCGCUCUCGGAGUACCACGACGAGUGGGGCGACCGCG
This is a messenger RNA of Trypanosoma grayi, 715 nucleotides long. RefSeq lists its product as hypothetical. The annotation marks the transcript as partial. Lineage: Eukaryota; Euglenozoa; Kinetoplastea; Trypanosomatida; Trypanosomatidae. The transcript has a single exon. The record is from RefSeq and is a predicted model, not a curated record.